GCUCUUACAUUAUACAGAUACUCGUGGCGAUAAGCGCAGCAGCACACAACACAAUGGCCACGAUACAAAGCACUACACCGCCUAACACGCUGGAAGAGCCAGACUCAUCACAACGCCCUACAACUCCAAGAGUAAUUCGCACCGUUGUCCACGAUGAAGGCCUGCCAGAAGUUGUCUACCAAAAUCAACCCAUAAAUGCCACAGAAUACUACGACGCUCCGAUACCCGUGGACACAGAAACAGACAAGCGAUACAAUGAAGCUCCCAUUCCAAUCACAACACUCGACAAAUUUGAACCUGAACCUGCACCUCCGCUACCAGCUCGCCCGCCUUCUAGUACACCGCAGCCUCAGUACCCCUACCCCUACAGCCCAGGCGGUUAUGCUCAGCCACAACAUCCUGGCUUCGGGGCUCAGUCACCGCAACUACCGCCUUACAACAGCAACGAGGUUGUAACGUAUGUGACACCGCUCGAUCAGCUUGGAGACCACCCAAAGUUUGUGGAUUGCCCGUUUUGUAGACAUCGCGCAGAAACGCGAGUAAAGAAGACGUCUUCAAAAAUGACACAUGUUUCUGCAACAGUCCUCGGAUUCACAACAAUAGCAGGCGCUGCUGUUCCUUAUGCUGGAAAGUGGCACUCCCACACAGCUCACUACUGCAGCAACUGUGAUCAUAAAGUGGCAAUUCGAAAAUGGGGAUCCAGACAGAUGAAGCCUCUGGGGACACCCGAUCAUCUGAGGGAGUUUGUACUGUAUGGCCCUGGCUCAAUUUCUCAACACCAAUUUCACUUCUCAACCACUCCCACCUCUCGCACGGCACCUUCAACCUCGUCGUCGCACAACCUCACAGCAAUGGGAGACUCAACAGAGCACCACGAUAUUCUCGUUCUGGGAGCUGGCCUCUCUGGUAUUAAUACCGCCCACGUCCUAAGCCAGAAACUUCCCCACCGUUCGUACACGAUCCUCGAGGCGCAAUCGGCCAUUGGCGGCACAUGGCGCUUCUUUCAAUACCCAGGCUUUCGAUCCGACUCUUUCAUGACAGCUUUUGGUCUGCCAUGGUAUCCUUGGAGACAUAAACAUAAGAUGGCGCAGGCGGGCGAGAUCGUCGAGUAUCUGGAGGAAGCUGUUGAUGCAGCAGGCUUGAGGGACAAAAUUCGGUUCCGACAUAAGAUGCUGGCGUGUGAAUGGCGAACAGAUGAACAGCAUUGGAGGAUAGAAGUUGAUUCGGACGGCCAGCGAAAGACCUUUAUCGCCAACUUUGUCAUCAGCUGCGUGGGAUAUUAUGCGUACGACAAGGCUUUUCCGACGACAAUUCCUGGUCUCAAGGGCUUUGGCGGACAGGUCGUGCAUCCUCAAUGGUGGCCUGAAGAUCUCGACUACUCUGGCAAACGCGUCAUUGUCAUCGGAUCAGGAGCUACAGCGAUCACAGUUGUCCCAUCACUUGCUGAGAAGGCAGGGAUGGUGACUAUGCUUCAGCGCAGCCCGUCCUUCGUCAUAUCCCGACCUACGACUUCAAGUCUCGACUCUUGCCUGAAGUCCCUGCUCCCUUUCUCAUUAGCAUACUGGUUGAUAUACUGGAAAGACGUGUUCCUGGAGGUCUUUUCCACACAACUUCUCCUCAACUUCCCUGCAUUGGGCCGCAAAGUCUUGAUGGGGGAGAUGCAAAAGGCACUGCCCAAGGACAUCGACGUCAAUGUGCACUUUAACCCCAGGUACAAUCCUUUCCAACAGAGACUUUGUAUGUGUCCAGAUGAGGACUUCUUCAAGGCUCUGCAUCAGGACAACUGCGAGAUUGUGACGGACACAAUUGAGACUGUCACAAAGGAUGGUAUUUUGCUCAAAUCCGGCCGCAAGCUUGAAGCCGAUAUAAUCGUUACUGCAACAGGGUUGUACUUCCAACUCUUCGGCGGCAUGACCCCGUUAGUAGAUGGGCAGCCCAUCGAGGUUGGCUCACAUUACGCCUGGCGUGGCUGUAUGGUCGACUCUGUCCCUAAUAUGGGCUUCGUGAUGGGCUACGUGACAACAUCAUGGACACCCGGCGCUGACAUUAUGGCCAAGACAUUAAUAAGUGUUAUCAAGGAAAUGGAGAAGACGGGAUCAACAAGUGUUAUGCCCGUGCUCGAUGCAAAGGAUAGGAGCAAGCCGCAGAAACUCCCAGUCAGUGCCACCAGCAGUUAUUUUGUCAAGGCUGCGGAUCGUAUGCCAAAGGUGACUGAUGAAGGUCCGUGGUAUGGACGGGUGAACUUGCUCAAGGAUUGGUGUGCGUGGAUACUGGGCGAUGUGACGAGUGGGCUUCUCUACAGUGGAGGACAAGGAAAGAAGGAUAUUUGAGAUGUAGAUAUUUGAGAGGAAGAAUAACGCCACGAGUUUGCUUCUAUGGAUUGUUGGAUCUUGAUGGCGUUUGUCCCGGAUCCGACAUCCACUGGAGGAUGGCUGGCUGGCACGAUUUAUGAAUGAUGACAAUUGGUAUCUUAUCUGGAUCUUACACUCUUACAUCUUGCAUAUAAAUCAUGCUGAUCAAAUCUGAG
Molecule: messenger RNA, 2527 nt
Organism: Fusarium redolens
Lineage: Eukaryota; Fungi; Ascomycota; Sordariomycetes; Hypocreales; Nectriaceae
Exons: 5
Coding region: 54-2330 (758 amino acids)
Molecular function (GO): N,N-dimethylaniline monooxygenase activity; NADP binding; flavin adenine dinucleotide binding
Source: RefSeq, a predicted model, not a curated record